UCAGUCCGCCCUGGGUUGUACUUCCCAAGCUGGCGAGUCUGAGCGUUGGUAUCCCCGCCUCUGGUUGCGACAGAACUCCUGCAAACGCCGAGCCUUUGUGCGCGAACAGACCGCCAGUCGACUCACCGCUGACCUCAGCCGCGGAGAGAAAGUUUGCCCAAGAAUGAGGCGCUCUAGUCGAAGGUUUCCCGGUUACAUCCAACCAUUACUUUAAUGCCCGAGCAGUCAGCCGAGUCCAGACUCACCGAGCCACGGAUCUGUUCUGAAAAGGCCACACUUGAUAUCAGAUCCUACUUGUUUUACAAACUUCUUGAGGACAUUGGAGCUGUGCCGGCCUCGUUUGCAGGAGAAAUGCAGCAGCAUCUGUACAACGGUGAUUUCGCCCUCUUUAAGACUGCGCCUGUUUUUGAAAGCAAUUUUAUACAGGUCAGUAAGAAGGGCCACGUGAGUGACAUCCAUCACCGAGUGACCAUGGUGACGUUAGGAGUCUCCUCCACAGACCCCACGCUCUAUACCCCUGAUGUUCUGCUCAUCGCCCAACCCAGUGACCGACAGAGGCAGCUCCAGCUGCAGAUAUUCAACAGGAAGCCGGGGGAAAUCUUGAGUCCAGAGUCGCAGCUCCCUGGGGACGCCUACACCCCUCUUCAACUGCUGAGGCUUUUCCCCCUGAAGCUGACGAAGAUCUCCGUCUACGACGAGAAGAACCACCGCCUGCGGCUGAGACUGGCCACCCACCAGUCCUUCUACCUGCAGCUGGUGGGGGUGGACCCCCGGUAUGAGGAUGAGAUGUUCCAGCACUGGGUGAAGCUGAUGCAGCACAUCUACCCCCACAGGGGGUCCGCGGCCACCCCGCCCUGAGCGAACCCCCCCCCCCCCCCACCCC
Messenger RNA from Leucoraja erinaceus (little skate), 883 nucleotides. Its product is annotated as Golgi-associated RAB2 interactor protein 6-like. Gene Ontology annotation, cellular component: nucleus. NCBI's taxonomy places the organism in Eukaryota, Metazoa, Chordata, Chondrichthyes, Rajiformes, Rajidae. Bases 214 to 858 code for a protein of 214 amino acids. The transcript is spliced from 4 exons. The record is from RefSeq and is a predicted model, not a curated record.